Molecule: messenger RNA, 2299 nt
Organism: Trachemys scripta elegans
Lineage: Eukaryota; Metazoa; Chordata; Testudines; Emydidae
Gene: TSKU
Product: tsukushi, small leucine rich proteoglycan
Exons: 4
Coding region: 645-1724 (359 amino acids)
Molecular function (GO): protein binding
Source: RefSeq, a predicted model, not a curated record
GGGGGGCAGUGCUUUCGGCCUGGGUGCAGCAACGCCGCGCGCGCUGCAGACAUUCCCUGGUGGCAAAACUUCGCCGGGCUGGUGCGGCUGGGAGCUGGACGCGCCUAGCGAAGCCGGGCACUUUUGAGACGCUCCCCGGAGCGGGAAGUGGGGCUGCCAUUCAGCGGGGGCCGCCGGGCGGUUCACGCUCGCGCGCUGGAGGGGGGCGGAGGCGGCGGCGGGGAUUCGCAGGCAGAGGAGGGGGGUGCGUGGCCGGGGGGGGGGGGGCGCGGGGCGGAACAGCAGGCGUAGGAAGGGGUGUGUGCAGGGGAGACUCGGUGCAAGCGGAGUUCGCUCUCGCCGGCAGCCGGACCCCCCAGCCUCCAGCCCGCCGCCUCUGCCCAGGUGCUGGUCCAGGGGCGCCGCUCCCUCCGGGGAAGCAGGGCCUGAAGGCUCCAGUUGGGACCCUGUUGGGUUAGCCGCUGCUCAGGUACAUUCAAAGACGAGGUCCCCGAUCCAAAGAGCUGACAGUCAAGACAAGAGACACCAAGACUUGGGUCAGGCUUUAGCAGAAGAGACCACUUGGUAGACUCUUUCCCAUUGAAGAAUCAAGCAGGAAUAGCUUUUGGGUUGGGUGUGUGGGAGAGAGGACUCGAAUACACCAAAUGGAUAUAACUGGUUCAGCAAUGCCUCUAUCAGCCUGGUUCAGCCUGCUGCUUCUCUGUCUUUGUAUUGGUAUUACCAGGACCUGCUCCCCAGGAUGUCACUGUGAAGUGGAGAGUUUUGGUCUCUUUGACAGCUUUAGCCUGACCAAGGUGGAUUGCAGUGGAAUAGGGUCACACAUUGUUCCUGUCCCUAUCCCGCUGGAUACUUCCUAUUUGGAUCUGUCCUCAAACAAACUGGAAACCAUCAACGAGUCAGUGCUGACCGGCCCUGGUUAUACCACCUUGGUGAGCCUUGACCUGAGCUAUAAUAAAAUUGCUAAGAUCUCUUCCACGACCUUCUCUAGGCUCAGGUAUCUGGAAUCCUUGGAUCUGAGUCAUAAUUCUUUGGCAGUCCUUCCAGAUGAAUGCUUCCCCAGUUCACCCCUGGGGGACAUAGAUUUGAGCAACAACAACCUCCUGGAUAUAACGUUAGAUGUCUUUGCUUCCAAAGGUCAAGGGAAACCCAUUAACGUGGAUCUGUCCAACAACAUGAUAAGCGCAGUCACAAGACACAAUGACAAAAACAUCCCCAACAUCCAGAGCUUAAAUCUGGCUGGAAACAGACUGAAGACUGUGCCCAACCUCCAAGGGAUUCCCCUGCGAUACUUAAAUCUCGAUGGGAACCCUCUGGCCAAGAUUGAGAAAGGAGCUUUUGUGGGACUGAAGGAUUUAAUUCAUUUAUCUCUCAGCAGCUUACAUGGCUUUAGAGAGAUCUCUCCUUACAGCUUCAAAGAACUACCCAACCUCCAGGUACUCGAUUUAUCCAGCAACCCCAACCUUAAGUUGUUGAGUGCCGAAGUAGUCUUUGGUCUAAGCUCCUUGCAAGAGCUCAACCUGUCCAGUACAAGUGUUUCCUUCUUGCCAAAGACUGUGCUGAAAUACUUACCUACCAUCAAAAGCAUUACCUUGGGGAAGAAUGUACAGUGUCUUAAGGUGAUCAAGGAAGGACAGUAUCACCAACAAAUUGGGCUGACCAAAAAAGAGGUCCUCAGUUGUCAUGACAGCCAUGGGUCCGUAGCAGCAGCACCCUAUGUCUUGUGAUGGAAGUUGAGGGGAAAGGGCUGAGGGAGACUGUACAGCUAUCUGGACUGAAAUGACCUGCCGCGUGCCUUUCGUUAAUAAUUUAUACGUUUGUAUAUGCCAAUACUUGACGGUGUGUGUCUUUACAUUCCGUAUUGCUGCCCACUGUUUUCUGCCUCUUGAUUCCUGCAAGCAUUUGCAAGUGAUAGGUGCGACAUGGCUGCCCCAAACGGUGUUCGCUGUGAAUGGGGAGCAAGUGGGGUCGCUGUCUUGAAUUUCUGAGGAAGGACAGAAUAUCUGGGGAGAAAAUGCAUUCAGCCCAGGCUUAUUUGCAGGAGCAAAGCGAGCCCUGUCUACGGCAUGCACCAAAAUGUGUUAAUUCCGCAGUCAUUUGCUUACAAAUCCAUGCUUUAUCUAUUUUGUUUUUCCCAAGAAGUGCCUUCCAGAUGUUGCCUUCAUUAGCAGUGCCCUGCUCAUUGUUAUGCACUUUCAGUCUGAAGAAACCGUACUGAGCAAACCUGAGUACAGGGUGUUUCUAAUGCUUGGCUGCUGUUUGCAUAAAAGUGCAAUGAACACUUGGUACCUGGGGACCACCC